AUGUUCUCCUUCAAGCUGGUCGACUUCCUGCACCGUCCUGUAGUAUCUGAGACACGUGUAAUGCCCGCUGCACCUCCGGCCAUCACCGUCUGUCCGGCUGACCUCAACCGGACAGCGCUGUGGGAGCUGGAUGAACUGUGGACUCUCGGUACACUCAGCACUGAGGAGGUGGCCGGAGCCGAACUACAGCUGACUCUCCUCCUCCAAUCAGAUUUCCUCCAUCCCAUGGACGGCUUCUAUCGGCUGUUCUUUCACGGCGAGAGCUCCCCCAAGACGUGGUACGGUCUCAGUCAGGUCAGCGCCUACAGUCUGGUGCUGGAUCAGAUGUUUAAGGAGCUGGUGGUGACGCAGUCGGAGACCGUCAGCGUGGACCGCAACGAUCAACCCUGCCAGGACGAUCCGCACUAUGACAGAAAUCAGUGCCUGCUGGACUGCCGGUCGCUGGCGGCCUUCACCGAGUCCAACUGCAGCGUCCUGUGGGGGGCGACCAGCGGCGGCGGUCUGCCGGCCUGCGUCUCCCGGACCGAGUACGAGGCGGCUGUCCGAGCCUGGCAGCGGGCGCGGCCCGACUGUGACCACUGCCUGCGGCCCUGCCGGACCCAGCUGAUCACAGUGAUGGAGCACCCGGCCAUGACCGGCGUCGGCCUCAGUCCCACGGUGGACAUCCAGCUGCGCUUCAGCCCGGAGCGUCUGUCGGUGCGGCAGCGGCUGGCCUACGAGCUGGUGGACCUGCUGUCCGACCUGGGCGGCGCCUUCGGCCUCCUGCUCGGCUACUCGCUCAUGAGUCUGGUGGACCUGCUGGACGCGGCUGUCGGCUGGAACGAGCGGCGCAGGCGGCGGAGGGCGGCGCCGGGACGGACCGGGUCGCUCGUACUGAGAUUUGCACAUUAAAAAAGCGAGUCUAUUUACACAUAGACUCACUCGCUCGCUGCGCCUGCUCGUUAGAUAUGCUCACAAUUUGCCAGCACCGCACAGUAGCGGUAAACAACAGUUGUAAACUAAGCGCGUGAAAAUGGCAAAUGUCCCGGUAAAGUCGAUUAA
Molecule: messenger RNA, 1041 nt
Organism: Amphibalanus amphitrite
Lineage: Eukaryota; Metazoa; Arthropoda; Thecostraca; Balanomorpha; Balanidae
Exons: 4
Coding region: 1-891 (296 amino acids)
Biological process (GO): sodium ion transport
Cellular component (GO): membrane
Molecular function (GO): sodium channel activity
Source: RefSeq, a predicted model, not a curated record